AUGACUUUGACUUUCAAGAUCCUCUUCCUCCCAACCCUCCGCGCACUUGGGCGAAAAGAACUCUGCCUCUUCGGAGAACAACAUCGCUGGCCUGACAGAAGACAGUUCGGCCAUUGGUCAGAAACAGAGCUGUUUCAUGGGCACGGCCUCCUCCAGAGAAGAAAGGCCGUUCUGUCAUCCCAGAAAGGCGGUCUAAGACCACGUGCCACCCACCUUGUUUUCUUGCCAGGGUCGCAUGUGGGACUCUGCAGUGGCCCCUGUGAGAUGGCCGAGCAACGGUUCUGUGUGGACUACGCCAAGCGUGGCACGGCCGGCUGCAAAAAGUGCAAGGAAAAGAUCGUGAAGGGCGUAUGCCGGAUCGGCAAAGUGGUGCCCAACCCCUUCUCAGAGUCCGGGGGCGAUAUGAAAGAGUGGUAUCACAUUAAAUGCAUGUUCGAGAAACUGGAGCGGGCCCGGGCCACCACAAAAAAAAUUGAGGACCUCACCGAGCUGGAAGGCUGGGAAGAGCUGGAAGAUAAUGAGAAGGAACAGAUAAGCCAGCACAUUGCAGAUUUGUCUUCCAAGGCAACAAGCACACCAAAGAAGAAAGCUGUUGUCCAGGCUAAGCUGACAGCCACUGGCCAGGUGACGUCUCCAGUGAAAGGUGCCUCAUUUGUCACCAAUACCAAUCCUCGGAAAUUUUCUGGUUUUGCAGCCAAGCCCAACAACUCUGGGGAAGCCCGCUCAAGCCCUACCCCUAAGGCAAGCCUGUCCUCAAGCAGAUGUGACCCCAAGCACAAGGAUUGUCUGCUGCGUGAGUUUCGGAAGUUGUGUGCCAUGGUGGCUGAAAAUCCUAGCUACAACACGAAGACCCAGAUCAUACAGGACUUCCUUCGGAAAGGUUCAGCAGGAGAUGGUUUCCACGGUGACGUGUACCUAACAGUGAAGCUGCUGCUGCCAGGUGUUAUUAAGAGUGUUUACAACUUGAACGAUAAGCAGAUUGUGAAGCUUUUCAGCCGCAUUUUUAACUGCAACCCAGAUGAUAUGGCACGAGACCUAGAGCAGGGUGACGUGUCAGAGACGAUCAGAGUCUUCUUUGAGCAGAGCAAGUCUUUCCCUCCAGCUGCCAAGAGCCUCCUCACCAUCCAAGAGGUAGAUGCGUUCCUCCUUCGCCUCUCCAAGCUCACCAAGGAGGAUGAGCAACAGCAGGCCCUGCAGGACAUCGCGUCCAGGUGUACAGCCAACGACCUUAAGUGCAUCAUCAGAUUGAUCAAACAUGACCUGAAGAUGAACUCAGGUGCAAAACACGUGUUAGAUGCCCUUGACCCCAAUGCCUAUGAAGCCUUCAAAGCCUCACGCAACCUGCAGGACGUGGUGGAGCGAGUCCUCCGCAAUGAGCAGGAGGUGGAGAAGGAGCCAGGCCGGAGACGAGCUCUGAGUGUCCAGGCUUCACUGAUGACGCCAGUGCAGCCCAUGCUGGCCGAGGCCUGCAAGUCCAUCGAACAUGCGAUGAAGAAGUGUCCUAAUGGCAUGUUCUCUGAGAUCAAGUAUGACGGGGAGCGAGUCCAGGUGCAUAAGAACGGAGACCACUUCAGCUACUUCAGCCGCAGCCUCAAGCCCGUCCUGCCUCACAAGGUGGCCCACUUUAAGGACUAUAUCCCCCAGGCUUUCCCUGGGGGCCACAGCAUGAUCUUGGACUCUGAGGUGCUCCUGAUCGACACUAAGACAGGCAAACCGUUGCCCUUUGGGACUCUUGGGGUGCACAAGAAAGCUGCCUUCCAGGAUGCUAACGUCUGCCUGUUUGUUUUUGAUUGUAUCUACUUCAAUGACAUCAGCUUGAUGGACAGGCCUCUGUGUGAGCGGCGGAAGUUUCUUCAUGAUAACAUGGUUGAAAUUCCCAACCGGAUCAUGUUCUCAGAAAUGAAGCAAGUCACUAAAGCUUCGGACUUGGCCGACAUGAUAAACCGGGUCAUCCGAGAGGGGUUGGAAGGGCUGGUGCUGAAGGACGUGAAGGGUACAUAUGAGCCUGGAAAGCGGCACUGGCUGAAAGUCAAGAAAGACUAUUUGAAUGAGGGGGCCAUGGCUGACACAGCUGACCUGGUGGUCCUUGGGGCCUUCUAUGGGCAAGGGAGCAAAGGUGGCAUGAUGUCCAUCUUCCUCAUGGGCUGCUAUGACCCAGGCAGCCAAAAGUGGUGCACGGUCACCAAGUGUUCGGGAGGCCAUGAUGAUGCGACGCUUGCCCGCCUGCAGAAGGAACUGGACAUGGUGAAGAUCAGUAAGGAUCCCAGCAAGAUACCCAGCUGGCUGAAAAUCAACAAGAUCUACUACCCGGACUUCAUAGUUCCAGACCCAAAGAAAGCUGCCGUGUGGGAGAUCACAGGGGCUGAGUUCUCCAAAUCUGAGGCUCACACGGCCGACGGAAUCUCCAUCCGAUUCCCUCGUUGCACCCGGAUCCGUGAUGAUAAGGACUGGAAAUCUGCCACUGACCUCCCCAAACUCAAGGAACUGUACCAGCUGUCCAAGGAGAGGGCAGACUUCACUGUGGCAGCCGGAGACGAGGGGAGCUCCACUACUGGGGGCAGCAGCGGAGAGAACGAGGUUACCUCGCGGCCUGCCUCCAGGGCCUCCCCGAAGCAGCCCUCCACCAGUGCCAAGAAGGCAGGAGGGAGGCGGAGCAGCCCCGACAGCCGAGGUGGUAAGAAGGGAGGGGCUGCGGCGAUGACUCCCCUCCCGUUUCACUCUCCCGCAGGUAGCAAGCACACAGCGAAGCCUCCCCCCGUGAGAGUGGGAGAGAAGCGCAAGGCUCCCGACGAGCCCCCGGGCCAAGCAAAGGUGCUGCUGGACAUCUUCACUGGGGUGCGGCUCUACCUGCCACCCUCCACGCCGGACUUCAGCCGUCUCAGACGCUACUUUGUGGCAUUCGAUGGGGACCUGGUGCAGGAAUUUGACAUGGCUUCGGCCACGCACGUGCUGGGGAGCAGGGACGAGAACCCUGAGGCCCAGCAGGUCUCCCCGGAGUGGAUCUGGGCGUGUAUCCGGAAACGGAGGCUGGUAGCUCCCUGCUAG
Molecule: messenger RNA, 3045 nt
Organism: Puma concolor (puma)
Lineage: Eukaryota; Metazoa; Chordata; Mammalia; Carnivora; Felidae
Source: RefSeq, a predicted model, not a curated record